Acanthocheilonema viteae is the source of this 1532-nucleotide messenger RNA. NCBI's taxonomy places the organism in Eukaryota, Metazoa, Nematoda, Chromadorea, Rhabditida, Onchocercidae. The record is from the annotation of a GenBank genome assembly.
UAAUAAUAGCAUAUGGCAAAAUACAUGCACAUCAACCGGUCAGCGCAGCAUCUUUUGGCCAUAACUUUACAUUACUUUUCCCAAGCAGUAAUAAAUGGAUAGCUGAAAACCCAAAAAUUAGCGUUAUUUUGAUGAAUCCAAAUGCUGGACGUGCGCCAGUUGAAAUACAAUAUCCUAAAAGUAUUGGAAGUUUUUCAGCAGAUUUCGAAAAAAUCAUUAAGGUUGUUGAACCGAUGAGCUAUCAAGAAAUUGUCUUCAACGAAUCACUGAUAAAUAAUUGCGAAAAUGCAACUAAUAAAAUUUUGGUGGAAUGCGCAGAUAGUAGAAUACAUAUCAGUUCAUCGUAUCAUCGAAUUGCUGUUCUCUCACAUUGGUAUCACCCCGAUGCGGGUGACAGUUUCCUCGUAUUGCCAUCAUCAAUGGCUACAAAUAAAUAUGCAUUUUCUGCGCCAGCACCUGCUGAAGAUGGUAUUACAACAGUAUAUUUCUUACCGCAAUCAAAUAAUGCGAUAAUAGAUGUGGUUGGAGAAAUUAAUGAAGAGCCAUUCAGUAAUUCAUUUUCUCCAAAACUGGAUAAUGGAAAUUUAAUGACAAUACAAACAACGGGUAAUUUAGCAUUGAUAGCAAGCGCAAAUGUCUCAUUUACAGUUAUUGUUGCAGUGGAGAAGUUGCCAGUUUCAUCAAAUGAUAACAGAACUGAUUUUGGCGUUUACAUGCCAACACCUCUUCAUCAUUCAGAAUUUUGUUCUCGAAUUAAUCUAAAGGAAGCAAUUUUCGAUUGUUACAAUGUAAGCGAUUAUCAUAUUGCAAUAUUAAACAAUGCGAAGAAAUUCCUGGUAACGCGAAGUGAUUCAUAUUGUGAUACUGAAUUUACUACAAUCAAUGAUAUGGCAAAUUCGGUCUCUUAUUCACUAACAGAACUUUAUAACGAAAUAGAAUUUGUGGAAUAUAGUCAAUAUAUAGGUUUUAAUACCAGUUCUGCAAUAUUACAAAUAUUACAAUAUGGCUAUGAUAAUGAAUUAAUUAAUGGAUCAUUUAUUGAUUUGGUUGCGUCAUGGUCACAGUUUGUUACUGGCUUAACUACUUUCUUUGUACCCAGUGAUGAAAAUAUCGUUACGAUCAUAGGUGAUGCUGAAGCCACCACUAGUACCAUUUCCGGUAAUCGAAUUCCAAUUGAAUUCGUUUGGAAUUGGACUCCAAUAACCUUUUAUCAGGAAACAUUCUACUACUGUACCAUGUCUCUACCUAUGGGAUUCUAUGUGAUAACAUCAAACGGUUCAUAUACCAUAUUUGUAGCUGGCCAGAUACAGAAUGCUGCAUACGGAUUCAUCACCGCUUACAACGAGCAAAUAUCGAAAGAUUUACCUGAAAUGAAGAGAACCACCACACAACCAACAACAACCACCACACAACCAACAACAACCACGCAACCAACAACAACCACGCAACCAACAACAACCACCACACAACCAACAACAACCACUGAGAUUUCAUCACCAUAUACAACUACAAUGGAAACUGCAACAGGUUAG